AUGAAACCACAGGAUAUGUCGGCACUUGUUUCUAUUCAACUCGCCCUAUUCCCUAUUCAUUUUAGCAUGUUUUCCCUUGACCAGACCCUUUGCCGCCGUCUUGGCAAUCGGUCCGUUGCUAUGCCUCUCCGCUCGUAUCAUAGCCUUCUUCUCCGUUCUCUUGCAGACCUCGCCCAACAUUCUCGUCGUCACGCACUCCUCCUACGAGCCGAUCUGCCCGAUCGAGCAGGCCUCAGCUGCCGGCCAAGCCUGGCGCUGCGAUCCUGCCACGGCGGAGACAGUGUAGACUCUGUCGACUGGGUUUCUGUGAAGAUGGAGUCGCAGUGUUUGAUCAUUUCGUCUCUUCCUCAAAUCGUUUCUCCUCAUCCCAUCCUCUAUUUCACUCUUUCUCGCCCACCUGACCCCCCUUUCCCCUUGCAUCUGGAUGCUUCACCCCUUUUACUCUGCUCUCCUCUUCACUUAUUCCUCGUUUAUUUUCGACCAAACCGCUCCGACGGAUGUGUUGCGAGUCCACACGACCACGUCGAAAACAGAAAAACAUCAAAACACUCGCACGAGCGUACUGCCUCCUCGAAAACCAGUACCACUCCCCUGUCCAUCGGACGAGUUAACGCAGGAUGGUCGUCUUGA
Protopolystoma xenopodis is the source of this 630-nucleotide messenger RNA. The record is from the annotation of a GenBank genome assembly. Lineage: Eukaryota; Metazoa; Platyhelminthes; Monogenea; Polystomatidea; Polystomatidae.